Molecule: messenger RNA, 3913 nt
Organism: Ambispora leptoticha
Lineage: Eukaryota; Fungi; Glomeromycota; Glomeromycetes; Archaeosporales; Ambisporaceae
Source: the annotation of a GenBank genome assembly
AUGAAACAACCUAAAGGAAGUGGCGGCUCUACCUUAAAAAGACUAAAAUCCUCUCUUAAAGAAGCUGGUUUAAUUGGUCCCGGUUCGCGAAAGACAGUUAGUAAAAAGAACCGAAAGAAGGGAAACGUGUCAGACGCUGUGAAAAACCUUACUGAAAAAAGGCUCGAGAUUUUAAAGAACAGGGUUAACCCAUUUGAAAUAAAAGUUGCUCGGGAGAAACAUGCAGUUCUCGGUCGAAAAGUUAAGGGUGUCCAGGGUCGUCCUGGUUUAAAGAAACAAAUUGGAAACGAGAAUCGAAAAAAAACGUUACUAGCUGAGAUGGAGACAAAAAAUAAAGCUGGUGGAAUGAUUGAUCGUCGAUUUGGCGAGAACAAUCCACAGAUGACUCCAGAGGAGAAGAUGUUGGAGCGAUUUACUAAAGAACGACAAAAACGCAAUAACAAUAGUGGCGGAGGAAAACUAUCGUUGUAUAAUCUUGAUGAUGAUCUAACUCAUUAUGGACAAUCAUUGGCUGAGAUUGAUGAUUUUGAUGAAGUUGAUUUAGAGUUGAGUGAAAAUGAUGAGAGUUCCGAUAAUGAAAAAGGGAUUAUCGAUAGUAAGACCGUUGCUAAAAAUCAUUUUGGAGGCUUUAAUGAGUCUGAGCAAGAAGACAUCUCCGAUUCGCAUCCUCAGCGACCAAAAUCAAAAAAGGAAAUUAUGGAAGAAAUAAUUGGAAAAAGUAAAUUGCAUAAAUAUGAAAGGCAAUUGAAUAAAGAAGAGGAUGAGCGUACUAGAUACCAAUUAGACGAGGAACUGGAUCAAAUUCGUGAUUUACUGCUCGUUCCUUCAAGCGAUUCAAAAAAGAACAAUUCUUCAAAUGCUUCGCCAUCAAAACUGCAAAACAGGGAACCACAAGAAUCACAAGUUGAUGCUUAUGAUAGAUUCGUGCGAGAACUCGCUCUUGAAAAACGUGGUAGGCCCACGGAUCGAUUGAAAACUGAAGAGGAAAUAGCAUUGGAAGAGAAAGAGAAACUUGAAAAAUUAGAGCGUGCUCGGAAAAAACGUAUGGAAAGAAUAAAUUCCGAAGAUGACGAUGAUGAAACUGAUAAUAAACGUCGUAAGAAGCAAAAACGUGCGCCAGUGGCAGAUGAUUUGGACGAUGAUUAUAUAUCAGAUGAGGAAGAAGAUGGUGAUUUUGGUCUUGGGAAAGAAUUCUUAAAAAAGAAAAAAGAUGUUAAGAAUUUGAAUAAGAAGGAUGCUGCUCGUAAUUGUAAUGAUGAAAAUAAUGAUAAAUUGCGAGCUAAAGUUGAAAACCAAACUAAAAAUAAUAAAGAAUCGAAAAAGGAAUUAGCUUAUACUUUCCCUUGUCCUACUACACUUGAACAAUUUCAAACUAUACUAGAGGAUGUUGAAGACAAGGAUGUACCAGUAGUCGUGCAUCGUAUAUAUGUAUUGCAUCAUAUAAAACUGUCACCUGGAAAUCGGGAAAAAUUAGAGGCGUUUUUCCUAGUUUUUUUAGACUAUAUUCUUACUCGGACUCUAGAAAAUCCGAUUCCUAUGGAGCUGCUUAAUAAACUUGUCAAGAACGUGUUCGAGCUUUCGCAACACUUUUCCGAGCAAGCUUCGCAAUGGUUUAUUCAGAAACUUGAAGAAAUUCAGAAGAAUCUUGCGAAAUAUUUAUCAAUUUCCUUUGGGGAAAAAAAAUUAAUAUUUCCUACAGCAAGCGAUCUUAUUAUUUUACGUUUAAUCGGACAAAUAUUUCCCACCUCGGAUUUUCAUCAUCCAGUUGUCACGCCUGCUAUGCUACUUAUGGGACAAUAUUUAACACAAUAUACAAUCCGUAAUGGUAGAGACCUAUUAGUAGGAUUAUUCUUAUGCAAUUUAUUAAGAGAGUACCAAACUUUAUCGAAGCGAGUGUUUCCAGAAGUAUUAAAUUAUCUUUACGCGUCGCUAGUUAAUCUCGCGCCACCUGAAACUUUUACUUCUAUCGACUCGAUUCCUGGAUAUUUUCCUAUAAAAGAGUUUUUCAUACCAACACUUCAAAUCAAGGAUGCAAAGGAAGUUGAACCUCGGAAAUUAAAUUUUUCAGAGUUAUUGGGCAAUCCGAUUAAUAAAGAUGAACUUUAUGGCUACUUCAAAAAUGAUUCGUUUAGCGUUUCAGCAUUAUCAGCAUGUUUGGAUCUCAUAUUACAAUACGCAAAGAUUUACAAUUCAAAAUCGGCGUUCAUUGAACUUUUCACCCCUUCGCUAACCAUAUUAAAUCAAUUUCCGGAAGAAAAAUUUUCGACUAAAUUACAGACUGAACUCAAGUCUACAAAAGACGCACUACGACGGCUACUAAUAUUUGCAAAUGAGGCACGCCGUCCUCUUGAAUUACAAUACCACAAACCAAUCCCACUCGCCACCUACAUCCCAAAAUUCGAAGAAACUUAUUCGGUAGAACGUAAAUCAGCGAAAACCCGCGAACAAGCACAACUUAAUAAACUCAAGGCACAAUACAAAAAAGAACGAAAAGGUGCAAUUCGCGAGUUGCGCAAGGACAGUCAAUUUAUUGCGCGUGAGAAGUUAAGCAAAAUCAAGGAACGUGAUGCUGCAUAUAAGAAAAAGAUUGGAGGAAUUAUGAGUAUAUUGGAGGCGGAACAACACGAAAAAAAGUCGUAUGAGAAAUCAAGACGAAACAUGAAACUAGAUGCAAAAGUGCUAAGAUAUAUGAGUGCGGAAGAGUUCCGCGUUUUAACUGCGGUAGAAAUGGGGUCGAAAAACCAUGAGGUAGUUCCUACUACUCUUAUUGCACAAAUUGCUGGUUUGCGCCAUGGUGGUAGUCAUAAGUUAUUGGGAGAAUUAGCAAAAAAGAAUUUAGUAGCGCGGGUAAAGAAUGCAAAAUAUGAUGGAUAUCGUUUGACGUAUGGUGGUUAUGACUAUUUGGCUCUAAAAACUUUUGUAAAACGCGGAAGCAUUUAUUCUGUGGGCAAUCAAAUUGGCGUCGGGAAAGAGUCCGAUGAAGAAGAGAGUCAGCGUGUAUUAAAAAUACAUCGACUUGGACGCGUUUCUUUUCGCGCGAUCAAAUCGAAACGUGAUUAUUUAAAGAAACGAAAAUCUGCAUCAUGGAUGUACAUGUCACGUCUUGCUGCUAUGAAAGAAUACGCGUUUAUGAAGGUAUUACACGAGAAUGGGUUUCCAGUCCCAACACCAAUAGAUCAAGUUCGACAUUGUAUAGUGAUGGAAUUGAUAAACGCCUAUCCGUUACGACAAAUAUCAAUAGUUAAAGACCCGGGAAAACUAUACUCUGAUCUCAUGAAUAUCAUUGUUAGACUAGCCAAUUACGGAUUAAUACAUGGGGACUUCAAUGAGUUUAAUAUUCUGGUAAAAGAAAACGGUGAACCAGUGCUCAUCGACUUUCCGCAGAUGAUCUCUACGUCACAUCCAAAUGCUGAAUGGUAUUUCGAUCGAGACGUUGAGUGCAUACGCAGAUAUUUUCAACGGAAAUAUGGAUAUGAAAGUAUGCUUUAUCCUAAAUUCAAUUUAGAUAUAAAUCGUGAAUUCAAUCUCGAUGUCCAGGUAGCUGCUAGUGGAUUUACUAAACAGCAUCAACAAGAGUUAGAACAGUAUCGAGUUGAGUUGAAUGAAUGUCAAGAUCAAACGUCUGAGUUAUCACAUCAAAAUGACUUUGAUAACAACGAAGAUUUUUCCGAAAACGAUGAUGAUGACGGCGAUAAAGCUAUUGACAAAAUUCGGUCGAUAUCCACUAAUCCAUCAUUAUCCACAACUCGUCUUACUGAUGUCGAAAUAAAAAAACGUGUGACACAAUCAUUAUCAAAAAGAAAUCGGAAACUACCAAAUAACACGACUCAUAGUUAUCAUAAACGGAAUCAAGCAAAGGGUAAAGAGAAGCGAAGGGCCGCAGAAGUUGCAAGAUAUGGAGGAAGGGAUGAUG